AGGAUAGGAGGAGCCUAAGGAGGUGUCUGCUGCAAGUUCCUGGCUGAUUCUGAGCUCACACCAUCCUCCGAGAGGGAGGAGGCUCAAGUGAUGCUGCUGCUGCCGCCGCCGCCGCCUCUACUGCUGGUACUCUAGUGGAGCUGGAAAGGGUGGUUCCUAUCGCACCAUCGCCAACCAGAGAGGGAGGGGAGAAAAAAAAAUCCCAGCAGCGGCUGCUGAUGUUGGCUUCCGAGGCUGCAUCCGACGCGGUCACAAGGAAAAUGGAUUCAGUUUGUAGCCCUCCCUCCUUCCAGCAUCUUCUCCUGGUCUCAGCAUGGGCUUCUGGGGCAGCGGUUGAGAAGACCUUAGCAAGGAGCACCACGCAGUAGUUGCUGAAACAUCUCACUCCAGGAAAUGAAACAGUAACAUGGCAGUACCUGUUUGAGAGGAUUAAAAUCCAAAAGACUCCAUUUAGCAAGGAACAAUGUCUAAGAAAGGGCGAAAUAAGGGCGAGAAGCCCGAGGCACUCAUUGUCGCCCUCCAAGCUGCCAACGAAGACCUCAGGACCAAGCUGACAGACAUUCAGAUAGAACUGCACCAAGAGAAGUCCAAGGUAUCAAAGCUUGAAAGAGAGAAGACGCAAGAAGCAAAGAGGAUUCGUGAGUUGGAGCAGCGCAAACACACGGUCCUGGUGACGGAGCUCAAAGCCAAGCUCCAUGAGGAGAAGAUGAAGGAGCUGCAGGCUGUGAGGGAGAAUCUCAUCAAGCAGCAUGAGCAGGAAAUGUCAAGGACAGUGAAGGUGCGGGAUGGGGAGAUCCAGAGACUCAAGUCUGCUCUGUGCGCUCUCCGGGAUGGCAGCAGCGAUAAAGUAAGGACAGCACUCACCAUUGAGGCCCGGGAGGAGGCCCGGAAACAGUUCGAUGCAGAGCGCCUGAAGCUCUUGCAGGAAAUUACAGACCUGAAAACUGCCAAGAAGCAGGUGGAUGAGGCUCUGAGCAAUAUGAUCCAGGCGGAUAAAAUCAAGGCUGGGGACCUUAGGAGUGAGCAUCAGUCCCACCAGGAAGCCAUCUCGAAGAUCAAGUGGGAGUCAGAACGGGACAUUCGGAGGCUGAUGGAUGAAAUCAAAGCCAAGGACAGGAUCAUCUUUUCCCUGGAAAAGGAACUGGAGACUCAGACAGGCUAUGUCCAGAAACUCCAGCUGCAGAAGGAGGCUUUGGAUGAGCAGCUCUUCCUGGUGAAGGAGGCGGAGUGUAACAUGAGCAGCCCAAAGAGAGAGAUUCCAGGAAGGGCAGGAGAUGGCUCUGAACACUGUAGCAGCCCGGAUUUGCGAAGAAAUCAAAAGAGAAUAGCUGAACUGAAUGCUACUAUAAGAAAGCUAGAAGAUAGGAACACCUUGCUUGGAGAUGAGCGGAACGAGUUGUUAAAACGUGUGCGGGAAACCGAAAAACAAUGCAAACCUCUCCUGGAAAGGAACAAGUGCCUCGCCAAGAGAAACGAUGAACUGAUGGUGUCCUUGCAGCGCAUGGAGGAGAAACUAAAAGCCGUAACCAAGGAAAACUCGGAAAUGAGAGAGAAAAUAACAUCUCACCCGCCCUUAAAGAAACUGAAGUCUCUGAAUGACCUUGACCAAGCUAAUGAAGAACAAGAGACCGAGUUUCUCAAACUGCAGGUCAUUGAGCAGCAGAACAUCAUUGACGAGCUCACCAGGGAUCGAGAAAAACUCAUCCGUAGGAGAAAGCACAGAAGAAGCUCAAAGCCAAUCAAGAGGCCUGUUUUGGAUCCAUUCAUUGGCUAUGAUGAGGACUCCAUGGAUUCAGAAACAUCAUCCAUGGCCUCCUUUAGAACAGAUCGGACACCUGCCACUCCCGAUGAUGACUUAGAUGAAAGUCUAGCUGCUGAAGAAUCUGAGCUACGAUUUCGACAAUUAACAAAAGAAUAUCAAGCCCUCCAAAGAGCAUAUGCCCUCCUGCAGGAGCAGACUGGAGGCAUUAUAGAUGCUGAAAGAGAAGCCAAGGCACAAGAGCAGCUCCAAGCAGAGGUGCAGAGAUACAAGGCCAAAAUCGAAGAUCUGGAGGCGACACUAGCUCAGAAAGGGCAGGACUCACACUGGGUAGAAGAUAAACAACUUUUCAUUAGGAGAAACCAGGAGCUUUUAGAAAAGAUAGAGAAACAGGAAGCAGAGAAUCACCGUCUACAGCAGGAACUACAAGAUGCCAGAGACCAGAAUGAGCUGCUGGAGUUUCGCAACCUAGAACUAGAGGAGAGAGAGAGGAGAUCCCCUCCAUUUAAUCUACAAAUUCACCCCUUCUCAGAUGGUGUGAGUGCUCUGCAGAUCUACUGCAUGAAGGAAGGUGUCAAGGAUGUCAACAUCCCUGACCUCAUAAAGCAGCUUGAUAUCCUGGGUGAUAACGGGAACUUAAGGAAUGAAGAACAGGUGGCCAUAAUUCAGGCCAGCACUGUGCUGUCCCUGGCAGAGAAGUGGAUCCAACAGAUUGAAGGAGCAGAGGCUGCCCUGCACCAGAAAAUGAUGGAACUGGAAAGUGACAUGGAACAAUUCUGCAAAAUCAAAGGCUACCUGGAGGAAGAACUGGACUACAGGAAACAAGCUCUUGACCAGGCAUAUAUGAGAAUCCAGGAACUAGAGGCUACCUUGUACAAUGCUCUGCAGCAAGAGACUGUGAUCAAGUUCGGUGAACUGCUAAGUGACAAACAGCAGGAGGAGCUGAGGACGGCUGUAGAAAAGUUACGGCGGCAAAUGCUGAGGAAGAGCAGGGAGUACGACUGUCAGAUCCUCCAGGAGAGGAUGGAACUCUUACAGCAAGCCCACCAGAGAAUCCGUGACCUAGAAGAUAAGACAGACAUCCAAAAGCGGCAGAUAAAGGACUUAGAAGAAAAGAAAAAAUCAAGAACACAGAUCAUACAUAACCCCAGAAGGCAAAUGCUUUUAAACCUUCAAAGAUGGCAAAAUUGUUUACAUCGACAUAAGGGAAAUCAAAAGCUAAGAACUACCUACUCUGUAGCCAAGACUGUGCUUUAAAGCCGUUAUUCAAGGUUUCUUACUUGACAGUUUAUAAUGACCCUGUUGAAAAAUCUACAUUAUAUGCUGCAUUUAAUGAAACAUGUGUAUGUCGAACCAGAAGAAGAGAACUAACUAUAAACGUAUAGUGUGUAAAGGAAAAAUUCAGCAAUGAAACCAGUUUCAGCAGAUCAAGAGAAGAUGUGUCUUGGACAUGGAACCAAAGUUACAAAGAAACAUUCAACUCCUGCUGUGCAGGGGGGGUCAUUUUAAUGUAACACCACACCCCAUGGAAAGACUAUUCCUGAAAAUAAACAUCAUUUUAAAAAAAACAAAAGAAAAAAAAAAAAAACAAGGGUGGGCGGGGAAUGAAGCACGAGGAGUACCUAUGAGGAGCUAUUUACAAUAAAAUGUUUCAUUUGAAAAGUCUGGUUUCUUACUACAGGGAUUUGCUUUUCUGUCCUUAUAAUUGUUUUAAACUCAGGAACAGAGACGUCCGUGAUACGGAUGGAAGAAACAUUCUCCAUUUUGUUUCUCCAAAAGGUGGAGUUGGGGAUCAGAAGUGGAUCCCAGUUAUGCUACAAGCAACCAAGUCAAAGGACUCUGGGGAGUGUAACACGGGCUAUUAAUGGAAAUCUGAUGCUUCCUUGUAUCACAUGCCUGCAUUUCUCCACCACGGACAGACUGGUCUCAUCCAUACUGAAAAUGAUGAAGAUUAUACCCACCAGUUACAAACUCCCUAACUUAGCUCUGUCUAGAGCAUCAAGAUCUAUAGGGAACUAGGGCCAGAAAACACCUCUGCAUCUUCCAGUUUCAAGUUCAAAUUGCCUGCAAAUGAAUAAGCUGUCCAACUUGGGUAACAUCCUAGAAGUGAUAAGUCAAAUACCAACAGUCGGGGUUGCCAGAGAGCUAUGGAUAUUAAGUAUCCUGCUAUACCCAAAGCAAUCUGAACUCUUGUCAUUUAGAACAAUGAAAUUAUUUUCUGAGAUAGAUGACAGAGACAAGAUGGGUCUACUUUUUUAGAAAGAGGUAACGUUACUGACACUGUGGUUCUUUACCACAGGCAGGUAGAAAACUCGUACUUCUCCUAAGUUAUGUAUUACUGAGUCUUGGAUUCAGCGCUGACAGUAAGUAUAUGUUCCUGAAAAGCUGAUUUUACACCUCAUUUACUGUAGAUAACAAGACAACCUCAAGUUUUCAAAUAUUCCAAGUUUUCUUUUGGGGGCUAGAAUUCCCAUGCAUAGAGAAUGUGUGUAGGGAGCCAGAAACUCUUUCUAGGAAAUGUUACACAAAUAGUUCCAUAUGUGAAUUGAGCAUAUUCUCCUUCAGUUUCUGCACUGGCAUUUUCCAAGCCAGAACAACAACCGAAAAAUCUACAAGACAAAACAGGAUGCUGGAGUCCCACAUUUCUGUCCUUGUUUUGAAUGCUUACCCAAGUGUUUGGCCCAGUCACUGAGCCUCUCUGUGCCUCAGAUUCCUCAUCUGCAAAAUGGGGGUUAGAUGCUUUUUUUUUUUUUUGGAAGGUUUUAUUUGCAAUUCUGGAAUAAGAGGUGCUUAAAGUAGCACAAAGUGCUUUGUAACUGUUGUAAAUGCUAUAUUGUUUGACUUCCCUGUACAAUGAAAUAGUUACCGAGUUUGAUUCAAACAGCAUAGCAUUACUGAAGCUUCCCCAUCAAGCUACCUGGGACAUUGUUAGCAAUAAAUUGUGAGAUUCAAAACCACGCUGUUGAAUCAUCUAUCUCAAAUGGAUUGACUCAUACUAUGUUAUUCCCAUGCUAAGCACCUCCUAUGCUCUUCCGAUUGCAUAAACACCCAUCAAACGAGACCCUGUUAUCAUCACAGGAGAGCCAACCAUGCAACCAAGUGUUGGCAAGAAGAGAAAGCAACCGAGAAACCCGAAUAUUUCUUUCAAGGAAUGCCAGAUGAUGUGUCCUAAAGCAAACAUAAAAACCAGAGCUAUCCAAUGGACUCUUUGUGCAGCUAAGGUAAGUUCCAGAUCAAACGCUAAAGAUUUAGGUUCAUCGUGCAGUUGAUGUGAAACAGGGUACUUAUACUAUGCCUGCCACCCAGCUAACUCUCUGUCAUAUGUGGAAAAAUACAAAUAACUUUUUUUUUUACCUCUUUAAUUACACUUCACCUACCAUUAUGGGGCCCACUUGAGAAAAAUCCAUACUUUAUCUGCUCCAAACAUGCCUUUCUUCUCUCCUUUUGGCCCUCCCUAUCAAGAACCUGAUAGGUUAAUUUUAAUACCAGAGCACUAUAUGUAAAUUAUUAUGAAUGUUAAUAAUAUGCCAUAUCUGCUUCCCUGCUGUUAGUUGAAUUGCAUCAAUCCCACACUGAACUGUGAGAGCAGCGGCUGAUUGGUCAUCUCUAAAACUUAGAUGUGUGUGUGUGUGUGUGUGUGUGUGUGUGUGUGUGUGUGUGUGUGUUGGAGAAUAUUCUUUCUGUUUAAUAUCCAGAAUACCAAGGAAAUUUCUCUAGAUUGUGAGCUAAAUGGUGUUAUCUUUACCAAGUUUGGGUCAUGUCCUCAAAAUGAACACUCUAAUAUUUAGACUAGGGAAUUUUGAAAGAUUCCAUCCAUAUUUACAAUUACAGCAAUGUUGAGAAAAUUGCAGGUGUGUGUUUUGCUCAAUUACAGAUCCAUGAAAAUGGAAUGCUUCCUUGCGUAUGAUGCUCAGAAAAGCCAAAAGAAUGUAACUUUAGUAAUAGAGAGGUCUGCUACGACUUUGUUUCUUAUUUUCCAAAAAGAUAAUUCCCACUUCUUUUAAUUUCUGUAUCUGUACCAUCCAGAUACACUUGGCCAGAGAUUGAGGGAGAAUUAGCACAAUAAGAGUCCAUUUACCUAUGUUCUCUUAGCCAAGGACUCAUCUCUUUGAAACUGACUGGAGUAGUUCAAGAGAAAGAAAAGCUCCUAUUUAGCACUGCCGGGACAGUGACCUCUCCAUGAGUGAGAAGAAAUGCAAAGACUCUGUGAUAACCAUUCUACAAAACACUGUCAUCAGCUUCACCAUCCCUUUUUAAAUAUCAUCUAACUUGUAUUUCAGAUGAAGAAUUAGGUUAGUGAUGAUCCUGUUUGACUUGGGUCUUGUCAGUUAAAUUGCCACUAAAAGUAAGGUUUUAAGAAUGAAAGAAUACACUUGGCCUUGAUUUUGAUUUUUUUUUUCUUCCAUCUAGAAAUAACUUCUUAUGCAGGUAUGUGGUUCUCCCCAGCUUAGGAGAUGGGGUCAUCUCUGGGAUCAGAAAGGGUUUCCACCCGCUGUAGAAGAAAUAAAAUUUGCCAAAUCAUUUGUGCUGCAGUAUUUUAUUUCAACCUGUGUAUUUUUCAUUAUUUACAUAAAUCUCGCCCAGUUUUCUUCUGCUUAUUUAUUGUUAACUUUUUCUAUAAACCCAUUGUAAAAUUUGUAUGUUUAUAUCUUCAUUGUAAUUGAUAAGCACCUUAUUUUAAAAUGAUGCCUAUUGUUUUAACCUGCCUGGGUUUUCAUAGAAACUGUAAAAAGAAUAUCUGUUGGUUAUAUGUUGGUAUUUAAAUAACUGGACAGUCUCUGCAAUCUUACAUCAAAGUAGAUGACCAAUGUACUCUAUAUUAAAACAUAUAGUUGUGUAUUUUUUAUCUGUCAAAGAGUGGAGUGGAAUACACACACACACACACACACACACACACACACACACACACACACACACGAGUGUAUUGGAAUAAGAACUGUAGGAAUCAACUAUGUCAUUUGGGAGUCACAUUGCUUUUGUUACAAUUUAACUGCCCUCGAUCUCUCUCCACCUUUCCCUCACCUCCCUCCUUUUUUAUUUUUAUUUUUUUAUGGUGGUGCUAGAGGUUGAAUCCAGGUGCCUGAGUAUUCUAGACAGCAUAGAGCCAUAUCCCACCAGAUCCUUGCCCUGGUAACGUAAUAGGUUUUAGGGAUUAAACUUGAUCUACUAUUUGGAAAAAAAAUAACUUGAAGUAUCAGUAAUGGAAGUAGAUCUUAGACGGGAUUAAACUUGAUCUACUAUUUGGCAAAAAAAAAAUAAGUUUUGAAGUAUCAGUAAUGGAAGUAGAUGUUAGACGACUGUUUAUGGCCUGAGCUACUGCUUCCAGGGUGGACCCACACUCCUCUUCCAGUGAAUUUCUACUCUGGAUGAGAAAAGAGACACAGGAGAAAGAUCUCCUUCCUGACUACUGCCUAGAGAGUGGAUUCCAGACAUCGCUACAGAAGGACUUAGCAUGAUGGAAGAAUGGAGUUGGUCCUCAGGAUGCCUCUUUAAGGACCAAAUUCUAUUAUUCCAUUUCAGAACUGAGCAGGGCAGGUCCUCAUUCCAUCCCUGACUUUAGCAGUUGAGUUCUUCCUAAAUAAAUCUUCUAUUGCUGGGAGAGCCUGUAUCCAAUUCUUAAUUGGAAUGUUAAAAGAUGUAUGUAAAGGGGCAGUACCGGAAAAUGGAUUAUAAUUUACUACAUUCAAUCUGCUGUGUCAAACUCAGAGGUACAAAUGAUUGACUUAAAUGUGGCUUUCUGGUUUGAUUUUGCUCUUUUGUACCAAACUCUUUACACCCACCAUAUUUCCAUUUUUGUUAUCUACAGUCCUAUAGGGUGACUGUGGUGGAGGCAAACAAUGUUGAAUCCCCUUUGCCCACCAUGAAGACUGUGCAUACUUCCUAAAGGAUGUAUGAUCUCAUUUCCUAAUUAGGAGCAGACCUGGAACCUGUUAGAAACUGUAAUCCCUUAGGUUUGACCGACACCUCACAAAAUGUGCCUAUUUACCCACUAGCUACACUGUCUCCCCCACAGUAAAGCAGGUCGACAUCCAAACGCUUAUGAGAUGUACUUAUUCAUGCAAAUGUAUUCUGUACACAGUAUGAUGGUGCAGGCAUCAAUAGAUAUGUAUCUCAGACCUGGACAGAGUACUUAGAGAAGAUGCUUUUCUGAUGUUGCUAGGCAACUUGCUUUUGUCUAGCAUAUGGUGUCUACACUCACCCUUCCUUGGCUGCCUCUUGGCUCGGCUGACCCACCUUCCACCAUUACCACUCUCUCCUGUUGCCUGUGAAUUUUCAAUGACUCAAUCCCCCUAAGCCAGAAAUUUUUAUUCCUAGAAUCUCAACAAAGAAAGCCAGCGCAAUUUACAGUAUUAAUGUCAGUCAAAGGUCCUACUUUUUUUUAUCAACUAAACUUGCAUCUCAAGAAGCUUUUGUGCAUGAUCUAACCUAUAGUGUCUAAUUCUGUUGGGACUUAAGUUUAGAGUGAAUAGGUUUGAAUCCACAACUCCUUGUGUGUCUACUGAGUUAGUGUAGCCAGGGAGCCUGUUUCCAAAGUGUUCCCCUGUUUUCAAAGGAAAACACAGUCGCCUGCAUUAGUCAGGGUUUUCCCUGUCUCAUCAGCAUGACUCUGUAGGCUACUUCACUGCUUACUCAUGAGAGGGAUGACAGGGCUGGUUGCAGCAGAGGGAUUAUGGGAAGUUCAUGGGACAUGUACAUGUACUGUAUGUAUCACCAUAGAGACUGGAAUCCAUUUAUUGUAUGUAAAGUUUUAUGAAUGGUUAUUUUAUAAUUUAUGUAUUUAAUAUAGCAAUCAAUGAACUCUGGUGUUUUAGUUUCUAUGAAAAAAAUAAACUGCAUUUUUAAGAAAAAUA
Molecule: messenger RNA, 8610 nt
Organism: Peromyscus maniculatus bairdii (prairie deer mouse)
Lineage: Eukaryota; Metazoa; Chordata; Mammalia; Rodentia; Cricetidae
Gene: Jakmip2
Product: janus kinase and microtubule interacting protein 2
Molecular function (GO): microtubule binding; kinase binding
Source: RefSeq, a predicted model, not a curated record